AUGACAACCAGCGUGAAGCGACGCUUGAGCAUUUCCAACAUGCUGGCACCGGCAGCCACCCCAACAAAACGUUCCAAGACUGUCCCAUCUCCAGGACAACGUCGACCACUCGAAGAUGGACAAGGCGUGCCUGCAGCGCUCCGUCCGGAUGACCCUCAGGAAGUUCUUUGCCUUCUGUCCCAUGAUGGCCUAAAGGACCUCGUGACCACACUGCUCAAGCACCCACAAGCGGGUCCUGUCGUGCGGGCCCUCCUGCAGUCUAACAAGAGUCAAGCUCGUGUCGACGCUCAAGCUCGAGCCCGCAAGAUCUUUGAUAGUCUGAUGAAACAGAUAUCCGAGAAAGAAGAGGAUCUCGAGAUCGAUGGCGAUCGCUUGAACGGCCUGCAGGGCGCAGCCGAGUAUCCAGAUGCCGUCAAACACCUCAUGCCGAACAUUGAGGCUCUGAUAGAACUUGGUCCUGCCAGUCACGGGCCUGCGCUUGCCUGGCAGUUAUUGCUAAAGAUCGCCAAGGUAGCACUUUCUCCCGGUGUUGUUGGGGAGAUAGAUGUGGAUGGGGACGAAGAGGACAACGACUGGUUCCACGAGCUGGUCGAUGAAAGCAUGCUAGCUAUAUGCAAGGCUCAAACCCUGAGCGAAGACAAGAAAUGGCUGUGCGAAUUUAGGCGAAGUGAGCUCUUGAACUUGAGGAGGCGAGCAAGCUAUUCUGAUGAUGAUCUGCCAAAUGAGCGAUAUGCGCUCACCCUGGAGUUCUUGAACGACUUUCUGAAGACGUCAGCUUAG
This is a messenger RNA of Fulvia fulva, 780 nucleotides long. RefSeq lists its product as uncharacterized. The record is from RefSeq and is a predicted model, not a curated record. The transcript has 2 exons. The coding region runs from base 1 to 780 and encodes 259 amino acids. NCBI's taxonomy places the organism in Eukaryota, Fungi, Ascomycota, Dothideomycetes, Mycosphaerellales, Mycosphaerellaceae.